Penaeus vannamei (Pacific white shrimp) is the source of this 678-nucleotide messenger RNA. The record is from RefSeq and is a predicted model, not a curated record. Lineage: Eukaryota; Metazoa; Arthropoda; Malacostraca; Decapoda; Penaeidae.
AUGCGGUGGAAGAAUUAUGAAAUGGCAGAGGGAGGAAGUUUAGUGCGUGGCCUCUCGAAGGUUGGAGUUAGUGGGGUUUCCAAUACAGGAGUCUAUUCUACCCCUGGCUACUAUGCCCCUAGCUAUUCUACCCCUGGCAACUCUACCCCUGGCAACUCUACCCCUGGCAACUCUACCCCUAGCUAUUCUACCCCUGGUUACUCUACCCCUGGUUACUCUACCCCUGGUCUACCCAUCUACCAUGGCUACUCUACCCAUGGCUACUCUACCCAUGGCUACUCUACCCAUGGCUACUCUACCCAUGGCUACUAUGCCCCUAGCUAUUCUACCCCUGGCUACUCUACCCCUGGCUACUCUACCCCUGGCUACUCUGCACCUGGCUACUCUGCACCUGGCUUCUAUGCCCCUAGCUACCUUGCCCCUAGCUACGCUGCCCCUAUCAGCGGCUUCGGUACCCCUAGCAACCAUCCAAUUCCUGCUAUCUUGUCGCCAGCACUGGCUCCCAUUAAGAUGACUGCUUGCUUUAGGAAUGACUCUUUGCCUUUGAAACAACUGCUCGGGAUGACCACUUCCUCGUGCUUUAGAGACACCUACCCUACCCACUUGGUCUGUACGUCGAACGUUAGUGGAGAGCUACAGGCCAAAACUUUGCUGAUUAGUACUUUCAAGUGUUAUUGA